Parnassius apollo (apollo) is the source of this 351-nucleotide messenger RNA. Lineage: Eukaryota; Metazoa; Arthropoda; Insecta; Lepidoptera; Papilionidae. The record is from the annotation of a GenBank genome assembly.
AUGAUUUACCCGGAUCCACCGAAAAAAAUAUCAAAAACGAUGAAGAAAUUCCUACGUAACAAAUACAAGAACAAAUUCAAAGUAAAUUCUAAAAUAAAUGAGAAGGCAAUCACUGGUGAAGUUGUAUCAUUGGAAAUGGAUUUUGAGUCACAAAGUAAUUAUGUGAAGCAGACACCAGAUAAAAACGUUUCCUUCAACACGCAAGUGAUGAUUAUUCACUUUACAGGAGAUGUGUGCGUUGGGCAAAGUAUUGAAGAACUCAGCAAAGAGAAGGACCAACAGGCGAGGUAUUCUGAACGUCGGAAAACAUUCCUCACCAAAUACGACGAGUUUUGGCCCACGAAAAAGUAA